This is a messenger RNA of Phoenix dactylifera (date palm), 4114 nucleotides long. The record is from RefSeq and is a predicted model, not a curated record. Lineage: Eukaryota; Viridiplantae; Streptophyta; Magnoliopsida; Arecales; Arecaceae.
CUCUCUCUUGCUUAAAAUCUGAAGUCUAAACAAGCCCGAUGCUAAGACGUAGGAGCCGAAUCCAAAUCGAGCUGGAAGCGGAAGAAGAAGUGCAGGCUAAAACCAAGGAAGACAAAAAGCGAAAAAACAUGCUGCGGCGGAUGGCAAGGCGGCUGACGAGCAACUUGCCGGAGAACACGGUCUACGCCUGGCCGAAACCGCAGAGCCCGAGCCAGCGCGUGACGGUCAACCACCUCCGGCAGAAGCACCGGCGUGGCGACCCAAUCACUGUGGUGACCGCCUACGACUACCCCUCGGCCGUCCACAUCGACUCCGCCGGCAUCGACGUCUGCGUCGCCGGCGACUCCGCCGCCAUGGUCGUCCACGGCCACGACACGACGCUCCCCAUCUCCGUCGACCAGAUGCUCGUCCACUGCCGCGCCGUCGCCCGCGGCGCCUCCUGCCCCCUCCUUGUCGGCGACCUUCCCUUCGGCUCCUAUGAAUCUUCUCCCUCCCAGGCGGUGGACACGGCGGUGAGGUUCCUCAAGGAAGGGGGGAUGGACGCCAUCAAGAUAGAAGGGGGCGCCCCCUCUAGAAUCACGGCGGCCAAGGCGAUCGUCGAGGCCGGGAUUUCGGUCAUGGGGCACGUCGGUCUAACUGCGCAGGCCAUCAGCGUGCUCGGCGGCUUCAGGCCCUAGGGCAAGACGGUCGCCAGUGCCGUCAAGGUUGUGGAGACCGCGCUCGCCUUGCAGGAGGCCGGAUGCUUCUCGGUUGUCUUGGAGUGUGUGCCCGCACCGGUGGCGGCAGCAACUACUUCUGCCCUCAAGAUUCCAACAAUCGGCAUUGGGGCCGGGCCAUUCUGCAGCGGUCAGGUGCUAGUUUACCAUGACUUGCUGGGCAUGUUACAACACCCUCAUCAUGCUAAGGUUACUCCUAAAUUCUGCAAACAAUUUGGACAUGUGGGGGUUGCCAUCAACGAGGCUCUAUCAGAGUACAAACAAGAAGUAGAAAGCCGAUCAUUUUCAGGUGCAGCUUACACACCAUACAGAAUAAGUGCAGCUGAUGUUGACAGGUUUCUGAAUAAGCUACAGACAAUGGGCUUGUAUGAGGCUGCCACAGCAGCAGCUGCUGCUGCUGAGAAUGUUGAGACAGCUGGGAGACCAUCGGAAGACACAUGCUAAGUGUGAAUUUUGCUUUCGACAACCAGGUCUUUCUGCUAGUUUUACCUGACAUUUUCUUCUUUUUCUUCUUCCUCUGCAUGGAUGGUUUCAGCACAUUUUUUUUUCCAAGAAAAAGCUGCCCCUUGAAGAAUGGAAAUGGAUAUGAAUCUUUUUACUAUAAUAUUCUUUAUUUUACACUAAAAAACGUUUAACCAUCUAACUUUAUAUCUUCCCUGAAAGUAAUAAAUUGGCUUGUUUCUCGUACUCUUAAAAUGCAUGAAAGUGUUCUUUGAAAGCUUGUCAUACAAAUGCUUUUGGUUUGAGCUGAGUGGUAUUUGUUUUUCCAGGGGUAGGACAACGAGUUAGAUGCAUGUAUGUAUCCUUUGGAGGUCUUUGCUUAUGAAGCCUAGAAACAUAUCAAUUUCUUGGGGACUAAUCUUUAGCCUCUGCCGUUACAUCUUUUUCUAUGUUUCUAGCAUGUAAUCUUUUUUUUUCCAGAAAACUUUUAGAUGAUGAAUGACCAAGUUCUAGUUCCAUGAAGUAGAACUGCGGUUGUGAGAAGAUUUGGUUAGGGAGAGAGAAGGCAACCGGCUUUAAGACAUGAUAAAAAGGAGGACGAUAUCAUAAGUUUGCAACUUAGCAGACUUGCUAAGCCUACUUCCUCAGCUUGUAGUUCCUCUCUCUCCUUUCUUUCUCCAUUGUCUUGGGUGGCUCCUUGAUAUACUUAUUGGUGUCUCCAGUCUCCACUCCCUUAAUGUCUUCAUUGCAUGAUCAUCUUUUCACAAUAUCCUAUGUGUUCAUUCUGUUUUGCUUAUCAAGACGAUCAUCAAGCAGAAAUCCUGCCCCUUCAUUUUCUUCUCCACUUUUUUAAGAAAAGUCCAAGUUUUUGGAUGACAAUGCAAUCGGCCUUCUUCACCAGCAUCCCUAUUGUGGGCUAUCUAGAUGCCAAAAUUUAUCAACGAUUGCCACCUUGUAAUUAUAUUGUAUAGAGAUGGGCAUUUGGCUCAACAUCGUGGCCCUAAGGUACCAGGAAUCAUCAUGAGUCAUUAUGCAAUUCUUGCCAUAUAGAUGAGGGCAUUAGUGCUGACCUGGUUCAAAGUGAGACUCAUCAUAGUAUAUAUCUGUUAUUAUUAUCAGAAUUAUUGGAUGUAUUUAAUUAUAUAUUCUUGAGAUUAAUGGUCAAAUUCUUUGAAAAUUUUAUCAUUGCUAGGUGGGACUUGUUUUUAUUUGAUUUGGGUGUCAUAAGUAUUGUGCUAGAAGAACCAACUGGUACUGGAGAAAUACAGAAUGGAUGAAUGAGGGAGUAGUGAAGAAUCCUCAAAAUCAUUGUUUGUCAAGCACCAAAAUGUAAAUUACUAAUGAUACAUAGCAGCUAGAUGGAAGGAUCUCUGAUUGGUGUUACUUCAGUUAUUCUGGCGGUCUGUUUGCUGAAGGAAGAAAACUUCUUUCUGCGGAAGCCCAGAAAAGUCCAAAUAAUAGAACAACUGCUGCUUGUGGUGGUGAUCAUAGGAUGGAGGUGGACAUAGUGAGUUGUAAGUUCAUUGCAAUCCGUGGAGACAAGCUACAAAUAUCUACAUAGUAUGCCAGAUUGGAACUGUGAAACUCCUGGCUUUCUCCUGGAAUCCAUUAAAGCUUCUUACUGAUGGUGCACCAUUAAAGCUAGUUAGAUAGCCUGUCGCACCAUUAAAGCUUCUUACUGAUGGUUUUCUCCUGGAUUCCAUUAAAGCUCCUUACAUGGUGAGUUUUAAGUUCAUUGCCACCCCUGGAGUCAAGCUACAAAUGAUCUAUGUAGUGCCAGAUUUAACUGGGAAACUUUUGGUUUUCUCCUGGAAUCCAUUAGAGCUCCUUAUUGAUGCUGUCCCAUAAGUAUUAUGAGGAUGACAACAUGCAAUUGUCUUAAAGAUUUGGUAUUGGGUUCUUGUCAGUUUUAUCUUCUUUACAACUAGUGGAGAAAGGGAUAGGCUGGGAAGAUAAUAUGAAUGCUGGCUAUUUUUGGCCUUUCAAGUACAAAUCACUUGGGGACCAUGUUAUUCAUAUGGAGCGGCACCUUUGGUCAAAGUUUUGUGCAAUUGUUGUCUACUUAUCUAAUGUUGUUGUUUGUGAAGCUGAAGGGUGAUAUACCUUCUUGUAUAGGAGUUAACGAUGAUCCUGUAAUCCUCCCACUCACCAUUCAAAUCAGUUAAAUCUUAAUUUGGUAUACUCCAUUGAGAGUUGCAAAGCAUAUAGGUCUCCUCAUUUCUUGAGCUGUUGUUACACAUGAAAAGUUUUUGACAACACAAAGAUUCAUGAUAUCGUUGCUAUUAACCCCAUGUCUUGGUGUAAAUACUUACAUGAUAUAUGUGAACGUAUUCUCGCAAGCAACUGUUGGUUUUUGUGUAGGUAUUUGAUGCAACUUAAAUAAACUAAACCUUCCAACCUCUAUCAGCCUUCCCAUCUUGAUAUUUUUAGCUAUCAAAAGCAAUACAUUUUUCUCUCAAAUGUUUUAAGUAACUCUUUUCCUGAUGUUAUAUCUUUGUCAACUUAGUGAAAUAGACACAUAUUCUCUUAUUCCAUUUCAUAGGCAAUCCAUACUUUGUUGAAAUUUGCUGAGGCCUACCUAUUUAUCUGGAUGGUUUUAACACUCAGAAUAUCUUUGUUAACUCUUUAAUCCACCCCAAUGUUUUUGCUGAAUCUUUUACCUGUAAAGUGUGUGGUCAGGUGGAUGUCCUUGGAUUGACCUGGGAUCGAGAUGCUUCUAAUAAUUGAUGCUCUUGUUGAUGGAUAUCUUCAUCCAGCUCCAAUAGAAGUCCAUAUUACUUCCUGAAACUGAUGCUCGAGUUGACAAUCUUUGCCGUCCACCUCCAUUGCAAAUCCUUAUUAAGCAGUGUGCCCUCAUCACUUUUAGUAGGCUGUUGCAUACUCUUGUGUUUUAAAUUAUUCACUCUUUGAGAUUACUUUUUUUUUCUUUUCUAAAAUAGAUAAUUCACACUGUUCUA